UUCUGCACAGAACACAGUAAACUCAGCUGCAAAGAUCAGUAUGAAAAAGCCAGGCCCAUAACUAUUAGGUCUCCCCAAAUGUAAAGGUAACCACACAUCAGACCUGCUCAAAUAAAAAGGAAAACUGAGUUGUGAGUUUUUCCAGUUUUGGCUUGUCUAUUGUGGGAAAGCACUCUUCACCUACUUGAUGAAAUAAAUCAGCCUCUGUAUUCCUAGCUUCCUCAGCACCCAAAGACCAAAGUUGGAACACUAAAUGACUUGGUGAGAAAGGACUUCCCUCUGUUUGGUAUUUAGUCUUACUGAAUUUCCAUCAUCGGUUCCUUCAGUAGAAAUACAAAUGGAUAGGGUGAGGGGGACUUGGAGAACUGUGGUGCUUAAAUCUAAUACUAUCUAUGGCUCCUCCCAAGUAGGAAAGAUGAGGUCCACUGAGCAUUUUUGGAUGAAAGCAAUAUUCAUACAUUUCUUUCCUCAGAGGGGUUCCAGUAGUUUUUUUAAACAAAAAUCUCUCUUAAUACUGAGGUCCAUUUGUUGUCACAAAACACACAAAAGAAAAUGUUUAGAUUAAAAUUAUGCCACAGAUAGGCAUUACCAUCAAGAAAUCUUUAAGGCUAUGUAACUAAUAAAAUGGGACUCCUCUAAAAACAAAAGCAAAAAACUCAAAUGCACUUUUUAAAUCUCAGAUUCAUUCAUGUUUGGUUGGGAUAAUUUUCCUGUAACCCCAAAGUUUCUACCUUCAAAUAUCUUAGUGUUAUCAAUUCUUUACAAACAGGAUGAAUACACAUUGCACAGCUGAUGUUCUGGUGCACUGCUGGGUUGCACUCCACAACCAAGCGCAUUCUAACUUUGAGAAGAUUCCUUAACUGUCAGAAACCUCAACUGUAGAUUACAACUACUUCUGAUGGUCAUGAGGCAAAGAGAUAAUUGUGAAUUGAACUCAGGGACAACUCUUGGCAUACAGCAAGCAUUCGAACUUUUUCAUUUGGUGCAAAAAAAAAAAAAAAAAAAAAGGUAAGGACUUAAACAGUGGGAAAUGAAUGUGAACCCUUGCAUUUGAAAUUCAACCAUAGGGAGGGGCAGGGAAAAGACCAAAGUACUACUGAGAACUGACACAGAAAUUAUGAAUUCACCACACCCACUACAGGAGUAUAUUAUUUUUUUUUCCCCUUCCCACGGAGGGAGGAGAGAGGAAUCCCGUAUGAUUGGCCAUAUGAAAAGAAUUUUAAAACCUGUGGCAUCAAAAAACUAAGUAUUUGAUACAGGUUGUGUGGUAAUUGAGAGAGCGAGUUGGCAUCUCCUUUAAGACCCAAUUACCUUACAAAAAUGACAAGUUUUAACACAAUUCCUGGUUCAGAGUGUUCAUAAAAAGUUUAUACGACUGUCUCAAGUGUUUACCAUGGACCCAAAACAGGCCUCGGGUACAUUAAGAUUUAGAUUGGAUUCACUUGCCACAAGGUCACAGCUCUGCCAAUUUGGGUUGGAGGAAGAGGGGGGUACCGGGUGGCUUUUGCAGGAGCAUAGCCAGGGAGCAGCCGGCGGGUGGCUCGGGCUUGGGACGGGGUCAGGGGUGAGGACGCGCGGCCUGCUCCAGGUGCACCCCCUCCCAGUCCCCCCGGGCCCGCUGCGGCUGGUCCCCUAGGCCUGGGAUUAGGGGGAGGCGGGGGUCUCCGGAGAGGACCCCGGCCUCCCAGCAGCACUAACUUCUCAGCCAGCAGCUCCUCUAUUCUCCUUCUUUUCUUCUCCCUAAAAGAAAGAGAGAAUAAAAGAAGGGUCAGCAUCAAGCUCCAAAGAGAGCGCCGCAAGGGAAGAUUCAAAAUCCUUCCCUUCAUGAGCAUGAAGUUUAAACCUUACACAGACAUAAGCUGGUUGCUACCGCCGCCGCCUCCGGAUUCCGAAGGCGAAGCUCGCCAAGCAAAGGAACAUGGACGUGAACCUUGCCCCGCUCCGUGCCUGGGAUGAUUUCUUCCCGGGCUCUGAUCGUUUCGCACGGCCGGACUUCAGGGAUAUAUCCAAAUGGAACAACCGUGUAGUGAGCAAUCUGCUCUAUUACCAGACCAACUACCUGGUGGUGGCUGCCAUGAUGAUUUCAGUCGUUGGGUUUCUGAGCCCCUUCAACAUGAUCCUUGGAGGAAUCAUUGUGGUGCUGGUGUUCACGGGGUUUGUGUGGGCAGCACACAAUAAAGACAUCCUCCGCCGGAUGAAGAAGCAGUACCCAACGGCCUUUGUCAUGGUGGUCAUGCUAGCCAGCUACUUCCUCAUAUCCAUGUUUGGGGGUGUCAUGGUCUUUGUGUUUGGCAUCACGUUUCCCUUAUUGUUGAUGUUCAUCCAUGCAUCCCUGAGACUUCGAAACCUCAAGAACAAACUGGAAAAUAAAAUGGAGGGAAUAGGCUUGAAGAAAACGCCGAUGGGCAUCAUCCUGGAUGCCUUGGAACAGCAGGAAGACAGCAUCAAUAAAUUUGCUGACUACAUCAGCAAAGCCAGGGAGUAAGCACAGCUCGCCCAGUGACGGGGCCACAGCGGGCGGGAAUCCGGUCGCACUUUCCCCUUGUUCAGACCCAUUUUCUGUCUGUGGUUUUCAAACAGAAGGUGCACGUCUUACCACCCAACUCUCCAAGGCAUCAUGCAUGCACAGGCCCACGGUUAAGAUCAAUGAUAUAACCCAAGGAAGGCCUCAGAAACUGCAAAAAAACACAGACCCACUCUCCCGUUGUGUCCGAAGUGUCCGGUGUGUUUUCGAAAGAGAAUGUGGACUGGACAGCCACAGUGCCAUUGUAGUGUAGGGAAGAAGUCACUGUAGAACUGGAGGCAAUGUGGAGGACAUUAAGUCAUUUGAAGUCUAGGAUGCUGUGUGUGUUGGUCUGUUUCUAAUGCUGUCUCCUCCAAAAUCCUCCCCUCCCCCAGACUCCGAUGUGUCUGCUCUGGUAGUUUAGCAGGAUUAUCUUUGUUGUUUUAAAACCAGAGGUGGCUUCAGCGGCUGUUUGAUGUGCAGCAGAAACUGGAUCAGCCCGUUUAUGUUCUGUUUACGAAUAUGAAGGUAGCUGCUUAGGACAAUGUUUUGUUAAAUUUUGUAACAUUUUUAAAAGAGUAGUCAUAUGCUUUCACCAGCAGGUGUUUCUUGCAAACUAAAUGUCAACCUCCUGGGGUAGGGUUGGGGGGUGGGGGUGGUUACAACUCUGUAACUUCUGUUAUUCUUGUUAAAAAUAAAUAAAAAUAGAACUUGAGUUCUGUUUAUAUGACACAUUUUUGUUACUACAACAAUAAAGAGGUGUCCAAGAUAA
This is a messenger RNA of Rattus norvegicus (Norway rat), 3275 nucleotides long. NCBI's taxonomy places the organism in Eukaryota, Metazoa, Chordata, Mammalia, Rodentia, Muridae. The record is from RefSeq and is a predicted model, not a curated record.